AUGUCAUCAGGCCAGCAGGUGUGGCAUACAGCCACGCCGGCCCCCGGUCGGCCCAGCCCUACAGCCACGGUGCCCAGGUCCCCCAGCACCCCCGGCUCAGAGAAGGUGGCCUCCCCACUGGAGUGCUCCAUCUGCUUCUCAGGCUACGACAACAUCUUCAAGACGCCCAAGGAGCUCUCCUGCACACACGUCUUCUGCCUGGAGUGCCUGGCACGGCUGGCGGCUGCCCAGCCAACAGGCCGGCCCGGCAGCGAGGCUGUGCCCUGCCCGUUCUGCCGGAAGCCCACGGCUGUGCCGGCUGCAGGGGCCCCCGCCCUGCGCACCAGCCGCCAGCUGCAGGCCAGGAUGCCGGCACACCUGCGUCGGGAGGAGCCCGUGUGGCUGGAGGGCACUAAGCUGUGCUGCCACCCGCCGCCCUCCACACCCGGCCUUCCAGCGCCUGGCUUCGUGUGUGUGGAUGUGGGCCUGAGCAAGCCUGCGGAGCCCACUGCACCCACACCCACCCCGCGCCCUGCCCGCCGCCGGGGCCGUCUGGCCCGCUGCUGGGCGCGCUGCGGGGACUGGAGGCGCGUGGCGCUGGUCACGGCCCUGCUACUGGUGCUCUCCUGUGUGGUGCUCUGGCCUGUGCAGUGCGCGCUCAAGACUGGGAACCUGCACUGUGUCCCCCCGCCCUCCGCCACCAUCACCAGCGCCGCUGCCUUCUCUCCUGGGCCCUUAGCCGACCGCUAG
Molecule: messenger RNA, 729 nt
Organism: Odobenus rosmarus divergens (Pacific walrus)
Lineage: Eukaryota; Metazoa; Chordata; Mammalia; Carnivora; Odobenidae
Gene: RNF223
Product: ring finger protein 223
Exons: 1
Coding region: 1-729 (242 amino acids)
Biological process (GO): protein ubiquitination
Molecular function (GO): ubiquitin protein ligase activity
Source: RefSeq, a predicted model, not a curated record